Messenger RNA from Paramuricea clavata, 1423 nucleotides. The record is from the annotation of a GenBank genome assembly. NCBI's taxonomy places the organism in Eukaryota, Metazoa, Cnidaria, Anthozoa, Malacalcyonacea, Plexauridae.
UGACUAUUUAGGACAACACCUGUUCUGGUAAAAGAAUAUUUAAACAGUUUCAUUUGAGAAAUUGGACAUCCAAUUCGCCUCGUACGUUGUCAAGACAAGUGCACAGCGUUAAAGAAAAACCACAAAGAAUUAUAUACUGAAAAGAUGAAUUUAAAAGCACAGAAGCAUGGAAUGGUUCUGUUCUGCGCACUCAUGCUCGCUUUGAAGCAAGCAUACGGAAAGCCAAUCGUGACUUCCUCCAACUUAGUCAGUGACGAAUUGGCUGGAGAACAACCGUUCCACGGUAAAAGAGAAUUCGCUGGAGAACAACCCUUCCAUGGCAAAAGAGAAUUGGUCGAAAAACAGCCCUAUCACGGUAAAAGAGAAUUGGUUGAAGAACAACCCUUCCAUGGCAAAAGAGAAUUAGUUGAAGAACAACCCUUCCAUGGCAAAAGAGAAUUAGUUGAAGAACAACCCUUCCAUGGCAAAAGAGAAUUAGUUGAAGAACAACCCUUCCAUGGCAAAAGAGAAUUUGCUGAAGAACAACCCUUCCAUGGCAAAAGAGAAUUAGUUAAAGAACAACCCUUUCAUGGCAAAAGAGAAUUAGUUGAAGAACAACCCUUCCAUGGCAAAAGAGAAUUAGUUGAAGAACAACCCUUCCAUGGCAAAAGAGAAUUUGCUGAAGAACAACCCUUCCAUGGCAAAAGAGAAUUAGUUGAAGAACCACCCUUCCAUGGCAAAAGAGAAUUAGUUGGAGAACAACCCUUCCAUGGCAAAAGAGAAUUAGUUGAAGAACAACCCUUCCAUGGCAAAAGAGAAUUAGUUGAAGAACAACCCUUCCAUGGCAAAAGAGAAUUAGUUGAAGAACAACCCUUCCAUGGCAAAAGAGAAUUAGUUGAAGAACAACCCUUCCAUGGCAAAAGAGAAUUGGUUAAAGAACAACCCUUCCACGGUAAAAGAGAAUUUGCUGGAGAACAACCCUUCCAUGGCAAAAGAGAAUUAGUUGAAGAACAACCCUUCCAUGGCAAAAGAGAAUUAGUUGAAGAACAACCCUUCCAUGGCAAAAGAGAAUUGGUCGAAGAACAGCCAUACCACGGUAAAAGAGAAUUUUCUGCAGAACAACCCUUUCAUUUGAAAAGAGAAUUUGCUGACGAAGAACAGCCAUUCCAUGGUAAAAGAGAAUUUGAUGUAGAACAACCAUUCCAUGGAUAGAGAAAUUAUAAAAUUACAAAUUUAGACGAAAAGUACUUAUCCUGAACAUAUAAGAAAAUAGAGAGGUACAUUUAAUUGCAUGCAUCAUUGAAUAGACACUGUAUUCACCUUAAUAUCAUAGUAUGACUUCUGCACUUGAAUAUGGACAAUCUGAGUAUGUUGUGACGGAAUGCUAUCAUAAUGUGGAGGAAAAGUCAUUUUAGUUUCUUUCAAUAAACUAUCUAGAAGCUCA